Emys orbicularis (European pond turtle) is the source of this 3284-nucleotide messenger RNA. RefSeq lists its product as uncharacterized. NCBI's taxonomy places the organism in Eukaryota, Metazoa, Chordata, Testudines, Emydidae. The transcript is spliced from 5 exons. The coding region runs from base 75 to 3284 and encodes 1069 amino acids. The record is from RefSeq and is a predicted model, not a curated record. Gene Ontology annotation, molecular function: zinc ion binding.
CCCGGUGCCCGGGCCCCCGGGACGGGAGGGAGCUCGGCAGUGGCUCCCCGCGCCCACCCUCCGCCCGCAGGGCCAUGGGGGACCUGGGCCUGGGCCAGGAGUUCCACACAUGGCAUCAGUUCAGCAGCUUCUUCGAUGACUGGUGCGAGAAGCACAAGGUGCUAUUCAUCAUCGCCAGCCUCAAGCCGCUGAUCUCGUUGCGCCAGAACCCGCUGCACUACCAGCCCAGCCUGGCCGCCACCCUGCGCUUCCGCUUCGUCCGCCUCAUCUGCAAGCACAGCGGCACCUACGUGGGCCAGAGCACCGUGCAACGCAACCGGCUCGAGAAGAUCGACUGCCCGGCCUCCAUCACGCUGCGACUGGGCCCCAAGAAGGACCGGCUGGUGGUGAUUGAGGCCAGCCUGGAGCACAACCACAAGUUGUCAGAGGUGGAGUUUGCUCACUACUUCAAGCGUCACCAGCUGGAGGCCAGCAUGGGGCUGCCCAUCCGCAUCACCAACAGCGUGUCCAAGCGGUUCCUGGCGCCCGACCUGAUCUGGAACCUGGAGGACUACAGCAAGGCCAAGGACAAGGGCAUGUGUGAGCUGCUGAGCCAGCUGGACGGCCUAUUCAAGAGCGACCCGGGCGCCAAGGUCAAGCUGGUCUUCCAAGAGGACGUGGCCGUACUCAACAGCAUCUUCCUGGCCACGUCGCACAUGCGGAGCCUGGUGCAGCGCUUCCCCCGCUGCCUCUACAUGGACAAGGCGGCCUGCGUCAACAGCGAGUUCGAGCUCUACUCGGUGCUCUGCCAGGACGGCAACGGGCGGGGCCGCGAGUGCGCCUACUGCGUAGCCCGCCGGGGCGUGCCCGAUCUGGUCAUCUUCAUUGUGGCCUCCCUGGUGCAGAGCGCGCCCGACAUCAAGCUGAAGGUGAAGUGCCUGACCGUGGGGGCGGGCAUCACGGACGUGGACGCGGUGGAGGAGGUGCUGCCUUGUGCCCGGGUGCAGAUCUGCCGGCUGCAGGUGCUGGAGGCGCUGUACCGCAAGGCGCGUGAGCUGGCCGUGCCCAAGGAGGACAAGGUGCGCAACCUGCUGCACAACAUGGCCAACGCCAGCUCGCCCCGCGUCUACAGCCAGUACCUCAGCGACCUGGAGGACGUGGCACCGCUGCCCUUCCUGCAGUACUACCUGGAGCACUGGCACCACAACAAGGGCAUGUGGGCGGAGUGCUGGGCCUUCGAGCGCAACUGCGACUGCCCAUUCCUGGAGCACAUGAGCUUCCACCAGCAGAAGCUGCGCUCAGCGCUGAGCCCGCCCCUGGGGCUGGCGGCCUGCGUGCGGGGGCUGCUGGAGCUUCAGGCGCUGCGGGUGGAGAUGGCGGCGCUCAAUGAAGAGCGGGUGUCGGAGCUGUACCGCGCCGUGUGCCCGCCCGACAGCGCUGCGCUCAUCGCCGAGGAGCUUGGCCUGGCCAAGCACGCCAACUACCACGUCAAGGAGGUGCCCGAGGGCUUCCUGCUGGAUGGCGGCAUCUGCUCCUUCCUGGUGAGCCGCGACCUGGCCGCCUGCUCCUGCUCCAUAUAUGUCUCAAGCCGCCGGCCCUGCCGCCACCUCUUCGCCACCCGCCUCUGGACUGGGCAGCCCCUCUACGACCCCAGCUUGCUGCAUGCCCCAUCGGGCGGUGAGGGCUGUCCCCAGCAGGCUCAGCCGCCCCGCGGGAUGGAGGAGGACGAGCUGCAGGAGAAGGAGUUCUUCUCGUGGGAGGAGUUCAGCGCCUUCUUCGACGCCUGGUGCGAGCGCAGGAAGGUCCUGUUCUUCGUCAAGAAUUCGGUGCCGCUCAGCAAGUGCAAGUGGGCAACGGUGCCCCCACGUCCCGACGUGGUGGAGGCCCUCAAGUACAGCUCCGUGCGCCUGGUCUGCAAGGACUUUCGCGGCUCCAGCAAGCCCGACCAGGGGGGGCAGCACAAGGGCUGCUGUGCCAGCAUUGUGCUGAAGAUGAGCCCCAAGAAGGACCGGCUGAUCGUCACCGAGUGCCAGCUGGCCCACAACCACGCCCUGUGCCCCAUCGAGUUUGCCUACUACUUCAAGAAGGGCUACCUGAUGGCCAACUCAUGCUUGCCGGUGCGCACCACCAACAAGAUCUCCAAGCAGUUUGUGGGGGGGCCAGACGUGCGGCGCCUGCUCUCCUACUGCAAGAGCCGUGACCAUGGGGUGCUGGACGUGCUGACCGUGCUGGACGGGCUCUUCGCCAGCGACCCCAGCGCCAAGGUCAAGCUGGUCUUCAUGGAGGACAAGGUCAUCGUCCAGACCAUCUUCUUCCUGAGCUCGCGCAUGAUGGCGCUGAGCCGACGCUUCCCGCUCAUGCUGUUCUUCGACCGCAUGGUGGGGCUGAACGAGGAGUUUGACCUGUAUUCGGUGCUGUGCGUGGACGGGGCGGGGCGCGGCCGCGAGGUGGCCUACUGCCUGACGCAGCGGGAGACGCCCGACCUGCUGCGCUUCACACUGGCCUCGCUGGUGCAGAGCGUGCCUGAGGUCAAGCUGCAGGUGCGGUGCAUCACGCUGGGCGUGGAGAUUGCCCACCUGGAGGCGGUGAAGGAGCUGCUGCCCAAUGCCCGCGUGCAGAUCUGCCGCUCCCAGGUACUGGAGACGCUCUUCAGCAAGGCUCAGGAGCUGGGUGCUGCCGAAGAUGAGCGCAUCUGGCCCCUGCUCUGCCGGCUGGCUGCAGCCAAGUCGCCGGCCGCCUACCAGCAGGCGGUGCAGGAGAUGAAGACCAUUCUCCCCCAGCGCUUCGUGCGCUACUUCCAGCGCCAUUGGCAGCCGCGCAGCGAGAUGUGGGUGCAGUUCUGGGCCUUUGAGACGGCCCGCAACGUCAACGCCUGCGAGCUGCUCAAGCAGCACCAGCGCCGGCUGCUGGCAGCCCUCAGCCCCUCGCCCACCGUGGCCCAGUGCAUGCUGGACCUGCUGGCCAUGCAGGUGGGCAGCGAGGCCCACGAGCUGGACGAGGGAGAGCUGGCCACGCACUAUCGUGCCAUCUGCAAGCCAGAGCCGGCUGGACUGAUCGAGGAGGAGCUGGGCUUUGCACGGCACGGCCGCUACCGCUUCCAGGAGACGGCCGAGGGCUACCUGCUCCAUGACGGCCUGUCCGAGUUCGCCAUGGAUCAGGCCCUGACGCGCUGCUCCUGUUCCAUCUACACCUCCAGCCUGCUCCCCUGCCGCCACCUCUUCGCCACGCGCCUGCGCACCGGGCUGGCGCUCUUUGACCCUGGCCUGCUGCACAGGAACCGGGCAGCACUGCUGGGCGCAUGCUAG